Messenger RNA from Miniopterus natalensis, 6251 nucleotides. Lineage: Eukaryota; Metazoa; Chordata; Mammalia; Chiroptera; Miniopteridae. The record is from RefSeq and is a predicted model, not a curated record.
CGCCUCACCGGAGAAGAGGCCCGAUUCCAAAAGGAAGACGUGGACAGUGGCCACUACUAGCCCAAGGGAAAAGUCCAAAAAGUUUACGCCCCCUAGAUCUGAAAAAUUUCCACCCAAGAGGAAGAAAAGUUACCGCGCAGCGGCAGAGAGCAAACUAGGGGUCCAGGCGAACGCCGUCGAGGAUUUCCCCGAGUACGGCUACGGGACGCUGGAGAGCUACCAGACCGAGGCCCCCCGGCGCGGGUCGGGGCCAAACGAGCCGAGCCCCGCCGAGGACCAGUUCACCGAGGAGUAUCUGACUGGAGGGGACUACGAGUCCCGGAGGAGCCCCGAGGACCCGCUGUACGGGAACCAAGACCUAGACGGCAGGGACUCUGGGCCUCCUGUAGAUGGAGAUUUAGGCGCUUACGAUUUUUAUGAGUAUAAAGACUAUGAAGAUAAACAGACGGGCCCCACUAACGAAGACUUUGGUCCGGGCGUCCCGGCCGAGACCGAUGUCACGGAAACCAGCAUCAAUGGCCAUGGCGCCUACGGGGAGAAGGGACAGAAGGGAGAACCCGCGGUCGUUGAGCCUGGGAUGCUGAUUGAAGGACCCCCAGGGCCAGCCGGACCUGCGGGGCUUAUGGGCCCUCCAGGUCUACAAGGCCCCUCGGGACCCCCUGGUGACCCUGGAGAGAGGGGUCCCCCAGGACGCCCUGGCCUACCGGGGGCGGAUGGUCUCCCUGGUCCUCCUGGUACCAUGUUAAUGUUGCCGUUUCGGUAUGGAGGCGAUGGUUCCAAAGGACCCACCAUCUCCGCGCAGGAGGCUCAGGCCCAGGCUAUCCUUCAGCAGGCUCGGAUCGCGCUGAGGGGUCCCCCUGGCCCAAUGGGUCUGACCGGAAGACCAGGUCCUGUGGGGGGACCUGGUUCGUCAGGGGCCAAAGGUGAGAGCGGUGACCCAGGUCCUCAGGGUCCUCGAGGUGUCCAAGGUCCCCCUGGUCCAACGGGAAAACCCGGAAAAAGGGGUCGUCCAGGUGCUGACGGAGGAAGAGGAAUGCCCGGAGAGCCUGGGGCAAAGGGGGAUCGAGGAUUUGACGGACUUCCAGGUCUGCCAGGUGACAAAGGUCACAGGGGCGAACGGGGCCCCCAGGGUCCUCCCGGCUCUCCUGGUGAGGACGGAAUGAGGGGAGAAGACGGCGAGAUUGGACCCAGGGGCCUGCCAGGUGAAGCUGGCCCCCGAGGUUUGCUGGGACCCAGGGGCACCCCGGGACCCACCGGGCAGCCCGGCAUCGCAGGUAUAGACGGCCCCCAAGGACCAAAAGGCAACAUGGGUCCCCAAGGGGAGCCAGGACCUCCAGGUCAGCAAGGGAAUCCAGGGCCUCAGGGUCUUCCCGGCCCACAAGGUCCAAUCGGCCCUCCCGGUGAAAAAGGACCCCAAGGCAAACCGGGGCUCGCCGGCCUUCCUGGUGCUGAUGGGCCCCCUGGUCAUCCUGGAAAAGAAGGCCAGUCCGGAGACAAGGGCGCGCUGGGCCCGCCCGGUCCGCAGGGUCCCAUUGGCUACCCCGGUCCCAGAGGAGUGAAGGGAGCGGAUGGUGUCAGAGGCCUCAAGGGCUCUAAAGGGGAAAAGGGCGAAGAUGGUUUUCCAGGAUUCAAAGGUGACAUGGGCCUUAAAGGUGACAGGGGAGAAGUUGGCCCAAUAGGCCCGAGAGGAGAAGAUGGCCCUGAAGGCCCCAAAGGUCGAGCCGGUCCCACUGGGGACCCUGGUCCUUCUGGUCAAGCUGGAGAGAAGGGGAAACUCGGCGUUCCAGGACUGCCAGGGUACCCAGGACGGCAAGGCCCAAAGGGCUCCACUGGAUUUCCUGGGUUCCCAGGUGCCAACGGAGAGAAGGGCGCUCGGGGCGUCGCUGGCAAACCGGGCCCUCGGGGGCAGCGCGGCCCAACGGGUCCUCGUGGUUCCAGGGGCGCCAGAGGUCCCACCGGGAAGCCUGGCCCGAAGGGCACUUCGGGCGGUGACGGCCCUCCUGGCCCUCCCGGGGAGAGAGGCCCUCAAGGACCGCAGGGGCCAGUCGGAUUCCCCGGACCAAAAGGCCCUCCUGGACCACCGGGGAAGGAUGGCCUGCCGGGGCACCCGGGGCAGCGUGGAGAGACGGGAUUUCAAGGCAAGACGGGCCCUCCAGGGCCAGGGGGCGUUGUUGGACCACAGGGGCCCACUGGCGAGACUGGUCCCAUAGGUGAACGUGGACAUCCGGGCCCCCCCGGGCCUCCCGGUGAGCAGGGCCUUCCAGGCGCCGCAGGAAAGGAAGGUGCAAAGGGCGACCCAGGUCCUCAGGGUAUCUCAGGGAAAGACGGCCCAGCAGGACUACGGGGCUUCCCAGGUGAACGAGGUCUUCCCGGAGCUCAGGGCACCCCUGGACUGAAAGGAGGAGAAGGCCCCCAGGGCCCCCCAGGGCCAGCGGGCUCGCCAGGAGAGCGAGGAUCGGCAGGGACAGCCGGCCCCAUUGGGCUGCCGGGGCGCCCAGGACCCCAAGGCCCUCCCGGCCCGGCCGGAGAGAAGGGGGCUCCUGGGGAGAAGGGUCCCCAAGGCCCCGCCGGCAGAGACGGAGUGCAGGGCCCCGUGGGUCUCCCGGGGCCGGCUGGGCCCGCUGGCUCCCCCGGAGAAGACGGAGACAAGGGUGAAAUUGGUGAACCUGGACAAAAGGGCAGCAAGGGUGACAAAGGAGAAAAUGGUCCUCCUGGUCCCCCAGGUCUUCAGGGCCCGGUCGGUGCCCCUGGAAUUGCUGGAGGCGACGGUGAGCCAGGUCCCAGAGGCCAGCAGGGGAUGUUUGGACAGAAGGGGGAUGAGGGGGCAAGAGGCUUCCCAGGACCGCCGGGGCCCAUCGGCCUUCAGGGUCUGCCUGGCCCCCCUGGCGAAAAAGGUGAAAACGGAGAUGUUGGUCCCAUGGGUCCACCUGGCCCUCCGGGCCCGAGAGGUCCUCAAGGUCCCAACGGAGCUGAUGGACCACAAGGGCCUCCAGGAUCCAUUGGCUCAGUUGGCGGCGUUGGGGAAAAGGGCGAGCCUGGGGAAGCAGGAAACCCGGGGCCCCCUGGGGAAGCCGGCACAGGGGGACCCAAAGGGGAAAGAGGGGAGAAGGGAGAAGCGGGUCCCCCCGGCGCUGCCGGGCCUCCCGGCGCCAAGGGACCGCCCGGCGACGAUGGCCCCAAGGGCAACCCGGGUCCCGUUGGUUUUCCUGGAGACCCCGGUCCUCCCGGGGAACCUGGCCCUGCGGGUCAAGAUGGCGUUGGCGGCGACAAGGGUGAAGACGGAGACCCUGGUCAGCCGGGUCCUCCCGGCCCCUCUGGUGAGGCGGGUCCACCAGGUCCUCCUGGGAAAAGAGGACCCCCGGGAGCUGCAGGUGCGGAGGGACGGCAGGGUGAAAAAGGUGCCAAGGGAGAAGCAGGUGCUGAAGGGCCUGCGGGGAAAACUGGCCCAGUUGGUCCUCAGGGACCUGCUGGGAAGCCGGGUCCAGAGGGUCUUCGGGGCAUCCCCGGCCCUGUGGGAGAACAAGGUCUCCCCGGAGCUGCAGGCCAAGACGGGCCACCUGGUCCUCUGGGACCUCCUGGAUUACCUGGUCUCAAGGGUGACCCCGGCUCCAAGGGUGAGAAGGGGCACCCUGGUUUGAUUGGCCUGAUUGGGCCUCCAGGAGAGCAAGGUGAAAAGGGGGAUAGAGGCCUCCCUGGGACCCAAGGAUCUCCAGGAGCAAAGGGCGAUGGGGGAAUUCCAGGUCCUGCUGGUCCCAUAGGUCCACCUGGUCCUCCAGGGUUACCAGGCCCUCAAGGUCCGAAGGGUAACAAAGGCUCCACCGGACCUGCUGGCCAGAAGGGGGACAGCGGUCUUCCAGGGCCUCCGGGGCCUCCGGGUCCACCUGGCGAAGUCAUUCAGCCUCUACCCAUCCUGUCACCCAAAAAAACAAGACGACACACGGAGGGCAUGCAAGCCGACGCGGGGGAUACUAUUCCUGAUUACUCGGACGGCAUGGAGGAAAUAUUUGGUUCCCUCAAUUCCCUGAAACAGGACAUCGAGCACAUGAAGUUUCCAAUGGGGACUCAGACUAACCCAGCCCGGACGUGCAAAGACCUACAGCUCAGCCACCCUGACUUCCCAGAUGGUGAAUACUGGAUUGAUCCCAACCAGGGAUGCUCAGGAGAUUCCUUCAAGGUUUACUGUAACUUCACAUCUGGCGGGGAGACGUGCAUUUAUCCAGACAAGAAAUCGGAGGGAGUAAGAAUUUCAUCAUGGCCAAAGGAAAAGCCAGGAAGCUGGUUUAGUGAAUUUAAGAGAGGAAAACUGCUCUCCUAUCUCGACGUCGAAGGCAAUUCCAUUAACAUGGUGCAGAUGACCUUCCUGAAGCUGCUGACGGCAUCGGCUCGGCAGAAUUUCACCUACCACUGCCAUCAGUCCGCAGCCUGGUACGACGCGGCCUCGGGGAGUUACGGCAAAGCCCUUCGGUUCCUGGGGUCGAACGACGAGGAGAUGUCCCACGACAACAGCCCGUACAUCAAAGCGCUGCAUGACGGCUGUGCGUCCAGAAAAGGCUAUGAAAAGACUGUGAUUGAAAUCAAUACACCGAAAAUUGACCAAGUCCCUAUCGUUGAUGUAAUGAUUAAUGACUUUGGUGAUCAGAAUCAGAAGUUUGGAUUUGAAGUUGGUCCCGUUUGUUUUCUGGGCUAAGAUUAGGAAGAAUGACAGAUGAAAUCAACAGAAAGUAUACCUUGGUGCCACCCACCCAUUUGAUGCCACAUGCGAGUUUUGAGUAAGGAUGGCAUAGAAAACACCUCGUUACCUAUGUCUGUACCAGUUAGGAAGUACUGAUGCCCUCGGGGGGGCAGAAUCACAUGACGGAAGCUUUGAAAAUCAUUUAAAAAAUAAGAUAGUGUGGCUGAGAUGGAAACAAGCCUUAUUUCGAUUCCCAGUUUUCACUUCUCCUUUCCCUAUCUGGAUUUCUUUGGUGCUGUAGAAAAAAAAAAGAGAGAGAAAUAUAUAUUCAUAAAAGAUAUGGUGCUCAUUUCCAUCCAUGAAGGAUGUGCUAAAACAGUGUGUUUAAUAAAUUGUAAUUAUUUUAUGUACAGUCCUAUACUGUUAUCUGUGUCCAUUUCCAAAACUUGCACGUGUCUUCAAAUUCCGUCUGACUCGAAUUUUACGACAAUCGCAGAACUAUGAUGGCAAUAAAUAUAUGUAUUAUGAAAAAAAUAAAGUUGCAAUUUCUGACGGCUCUAACUCCAUUUCUUUGAUUGAUAAUAAAAUGCCUUUGUAUAUAUCGACGUUGAAGGGUUCAGUUAUUCGAUGCCGCCCACAAAUUUCUCAGAGGUGCAGAAACCUGGAAGACUUUUCGGAAGCACACUCCGAUCGACUCCUCUCCACUGACAGUAACUUUGAUGAAUUUCGGCCAAAUAUGUGCAUUUUGAUACCUUUUGAGUGCUAUACCUCAACUUUUCUCUUUCCAGAGUCCAGGAUGUCACAGGUUACUUGUAUAUAUGGAAAAUGAGCACGUUUAUAUUUUUUGGACAGGAAAAUAUGUACGAGAAGCUGUUUUAAAAACACAGAUGCCUCCACCAAUCAGAUGUACAAUUUUGUUACUACCUUAUCGCACCUCUUGUUUGCAGUGUGCUUCGAUCAUGCAGGUUUAAUAUUAAAAGUGGGAAGCUAAGCAAUUAUUUAUGAAUAUGUUUGAUGUUAUACUUUUUAAACAACCAACUUCUUGAAUUGGAUUCUGAGUUGCAUAUUUUAAUAGUCUCCAAAAAUUAUUUUACCUGCACCUACCUGCCCAACAAAUAUUUCUUUCCUUUCAAGAUAAUAGCAUUCAUUAUUGGACCUAGCUAAUCCGUAAAUAACAUAUGAUGGACUGUUACUGAUGGUGCUUGUUUUAAAAGUCAUACUUAUUAAAAUCAGUCAAAACAUUUUUCCCCCCACUAAGGCAUUUUCUUUCAGGCAGCUUGAAAUAGCAGUAAAAUUUAAAAAUUACAAAUUGAACUCUGUAUCUAUUUUAAGUAAUAUAUGUAAGACUUGAAAAUAAAUGUUUUAUUAUUUCUUAUAUGAAGUGUUAAAUUAAUUGAUGCCAGAUUUCACUGGACCAUUUUCAACUGAUAAUUUAUCACGAAAGAGCCUGCCUGUAUUGUUGACUUUAAAACGUGGACGUGUGUCAUUCAGAAGUUCUUAUAUUUUUUGAAAUUAAGUUUGUAAAUGUCCUUUCAAGAAGGGAGAUAUGAAUCGUAUAAAUAAACUCAACUCUUGUCUA